AUGUCCGAGGGACAACAGCCCCAUGGCGGUGAAUACCGCCAGCAUUUGCCAGACACCAGCACGCCGCGCUUCACAACGAUGCGAAGCCAGGAUGCUCACGAAUACGCCAAAGUCUUCAAAGAGGGCGGCAACCCGCCGUGGCUGCACGCCCUGUAUCUCCACUGGCGCAACCUCUUCAAGGAACCCUACACGGGCAUCACCACAGACGAACCAGGCACGGUAAAGCGCGACUUGUUCCAGCUCGCGGAUGAAGGGAUCCCGAUCCAGGACAUCGUCGACGCCGCCAACGCCGUUCUGUCACAACUCGACGACAACCAAAAAGCAGUCCUCUCAUACCACAUCGACUCGCCCGAGUGGCGCUCAUGGUCGAACCCAGAGUUCCUCCUCAGCGACAAGGGCCUGCGCCUCGACGAGCUCAGCCCGACCCUCCGAGACGGCAUCCUGAAAGUCCUCGAGGCGACGCUGUCGCCCGAGGGCUACGCCAAGGCGCGGGGCGCCAUGCGCAUCAACGGCUUCCUGGGCGAGCUGGUCGAGGCGCCCUCCAUCUGCAACGAGUACUCGUACAACUUCGUCCUCUUCGGCGCACCCUCGACGACGCGGCCCUGGGGAUUCUCCUUUUACGGCCACCACCUGUGCCUUAACAUCUUCCUGUACGGCGGCCAGAUCGUCGCGUCGCCGUGGUUCACCGGCGCCGAGCCAAACCUCAUCGACGAGGGGCCGCACAAGGGCACCCGCAUCCUCGAGACGGAGGAGCGGCUUGGCCUGCAGCUGAUGCAGUCACUCCCCGAGGAUCUCCAGCAGAAGGCGCAGACGUACAAGCUGCUCAAGGACCCCGCGAUGCCCAAGGGGAGGUGGAACCACGACGACCAGAGGCACCUCUGCGGCGCGUACCGGGACAACCGCGUCGUGCCGUACGAGGGCGUUCUCGUCGCCGACAUGAGCCCGGAGCAGCAGCGGCUCGUCGUCGGCAUCCUCGAGCAGUACCUCAUCUAUCUGCCGCGCCGGGCGAGGGACAUCCGGAUCGACCACGCCAAGUCCUUCUUCGGCGAGACGUACUUCAGCUGGAUCGGCGGGUUCGGGAACAGCGACCCCUUCUACUACCGCAUCCAGAGCCCCGUCGUCCUCGUCGAGUUCGACCACCACUCGGGCGUCUUCCUGACCAACAUCGAGCCGGCCAAGUUCCACAUCCACACCCUCCUCCGGACGCCGAACGCCGGCGACUACGGGAUGGCGCUGAGGCCGCUGAUCCCCGGCGUCGAGCAGGAUUUCGUGUGGGAAGGGUAG
Molecule: messenger RNA, 1284 nt
Organism: Colletotrichum higginsianum IMI 349063
Lineage: Eukaryota; Fungi; Ascomycota; Sordariomycetes; Glomerellales; Glomerellaceae
Product: NAD(P)-binding protein
Exons: 2
Coding region: 1-1284 (427 amino acids)
Source: RefSeq, a predicted model, not a curated record